GGGGGCGGUAGGACCGGCCGCCCGUCGUCGGCGUCGCCCCCCACCCCCCAGCCCGGGGUGGGGGGGCCCCGGAGCGGCGCGCCCCACCCGGGCGGUGGAUGAAUGUGGGAGAAAAUGGAGACCAAGACGAUCGUCUACGACUUGGACACGUCGGGGGGGCUGAUGGAGCAGAUCCAAGCCCUGCUGGCGCCCCCGAAGAGCGAAGAAGGGGAGAAGAGGAGCAGGAGGCCCGAGAAGGAGCCCCGGAGGAGCGGCCGCGCCACCAACCACGACAGCUGCGAUAGCUGCAAGGAGGGCGGCGACCUGCUCUGCUGCGACCACUGCCCCGCCGCCUUCCACCUCCAGUGCUGCAACCCUCCAUUGAGUGAAGAGAUGCUGCCUCCCGGGGAGUGGAUGUGUCACCGCUGUACCGUUCGCCGGAAGAAACGGGAGCAGAAGAAGGAGCUGGGCCAGGUCAACGGGCUGGUGGACAAGAGCGGCAAGCGCACCACGUCCCCCAGCAGUGACACGGACUUCUUGGACCGGUCGUCCGGCAAAACGGACCUGAAGGCCAUCGCCCAGGCCCGGCUCCUGGAGCGAAGGGCCAGUCGGCCCGGCACGCCCACGUCCAACGCCAGCACGGAGACCCCCACCUCAGAGCAGAAUGACGUGGACGAGGACAUCAUCGACGUGGAGGACGAGACGGCGGGGGCGGCGGCGGAGGGGGACUGUGGCCAGCCCCAGCUGAAGCGGCCCUUCGAGCUGCUGAUCGCGGCCGCGAUGGAGCGCAACCCGACUCAGUUCCAGCUGCCCAAUGAGCUGACUUGCACCACCGCGCUACCAGGUACUAGCAAGAGGAGGAGGAAGGAGGAAACGACGGGGAAAAAUGUUAAGAAAACACAGCACGAGUUGGAUCACAAUGGACUGGUCCCCUUGCCAGUAAAAGUUUGCUUCACCUGCAACAGGAGUUGCAGGGUGGCCCCUCUUAUCCAGUGUGACUAUUGCCCCCUCCUGUUCCACAUGGACUGCCUUGAACCGCCGCUCACUGCCAUGCCCUUGGGCAGAUGGAUGUGCCCGAACCACAUCGAACACGUGGUGUCCGAGGGGAAGACGAAGCAAAGCCAGUUGAGCGGGAACAAAAUGCUUUGGAGUCUGAACCAGUCGCUGAACCAGAAAAACAUGACCCUGAGCAACCGGUGUCAGGUGUUUGACCGCUUCCAAGACACCAUCUCUCAGCACGUGGUCAAGGUGGACUUCCUCAGCCGAAUCCAUAAGAAGCAUCCCCCCAACCGCCGAGUGAUUCAGUCCGUCAAGAGAAGAAGCUUGAAGGUUCCGGAUGCCAUAAAGUCUCAGUACCGGUUUCCGCCCCCCCUCCUCGCCCCUGCGGCCAUUAGGGAUGGCGAGCUGAUUUGCAACGGGAUUCCCGAGGAAUCACAGAAGCACCUUUUGAAGUCUGAGCACUUAGCGAGCCAGUCAGAGCAGCAAGAGUGGCUCUGUAGUGUUGUUGCCCUCCAGUGCAGCAUAUUGAAACAUUUAUCUGCUAAGCAGAUGCCUUCGCAUUGGGACUCUGAACAGACAGAGAAGGCUGAUAUUAAGCCUGUUCUUGUGGCAGACAGCUCGGUUGCCACCUCUCCGCAGGCAGCUGACAAGGCACCCCCUCCCCCCUCUCUCUACGGCCCACCCUGCCCCCCGGGGGUCCCCGCCCAGAACCCCCCGAGCUGCCCCCCCGCCCAGCCACCCCCACCCCCCGACGACGUCAGCUGGGGCUCCUGUACGGACAGAUCCAAGAAAGCGGCGGCGUCCUGCGGGACCGCCAACGGGCCCACGGGCUCGGAGGCGAGAGCCAACGGCCCCCACCCGUACGGCGCGUCCCCGGACCCCGCGGCCCAGCCGACGGACUCGCGGCGCCUCCCCGGCCCCGGGAGCGCCCUCCCGCUCCCCUCCCCCCGGCAGGCCUGGUCCAGGCCCCCGGCGGCCGGGGGCCCGCCCAACCACGCGCUGGGCCUGGUCGUGAAGACGGAGGGCACCGUCGCCUGCGCCCAGAGGAGCGUGGCCCCCGGCCCAGGACUGCCCCCCUCCAUUCCCGGUUCCUGUGCCAGCCUCGAGACCACCAGCACUUUGCAAAGGAAAAAUGUCCAGACGCAGAUAGGACCCCCGCUCUCGGAGCCGCGGCCUCUCGGGUCCCCCCCGAACGCCACCCGGGCGCUCACCCCACCCCAGGCGGCGGGAGAUGGCAUCUUGGCUGUCGGAGCCAGCCAGCGAUUCUGCUCACCAGCGCCUCCCUCAGAUGACAAGGUCAGCCCCGGCACGUUUGCCAUAGGAAGCUCUUUAAGCAUCCACUCUCUCCCACCCAACUCUACCACUAUGGUGGACCUCACCAAUUCCCUGAGAGCCUUCGUGGAUGGGAACGGAGAGAUCGAGAUCAAUAUGCUGGACGAGAAGCUGAUCAAGUUUCUGGCCCUGCAGAGGAUACAUCAGCUCUUCCCUUCCAAAGCACAGGCCCCUGGCGGGAGCGCGGGCACUCAUCAGUUGCCUCCCGGGGGGCACCACCCGGAAGUGCAAAAGAAGGAGGUGCAGGCCCGGGCGGUGUUUUACCCCCUCACGGGGCUCGGGGGUGCCGUGAACAUGUGCUAUCGGACCCUCUACAUCGGAACAGGAGCUGACAUGGACGUGUGCCUUACAAACUACGGUCACUGUAACUACGUGUCGGGUAAACAUGCCUGCAUAUUUUACGAUGAGAAUACCAAGCAUUACGAGCUAUUGAACUACAGCGAGCACGGCACCACGGUGGACAACGUUCUGUAUUCGUGUGACUUCUCUGAGAAGACCACCCCAACCCCCCCGAGCAGUAUUGUUGCCAAAGUCCAGAGCGUCAUCAAACGGCGCCGGAGCCGGAAGCAGGAGGAGGAAGAGGAGGCGGCGGCGACGGGGGCGGGGGAGACGGCGGCGGUGAUGAGCGCCCAGGCGCAGGGGCCGCCCCGGAGACCCUGCAGCUGCAAGGCCAGCAGCUCCAGCCUGAUCGGGGGCAGCGGGGCAGGCUGGGAGGGCACCGCCCUGCUCCACCACGGCAGCUACAUCAAGGUGGGCUGCCUGCAGUUCGUCUUCAGCAUCACCGAGUUCGCGACCAAACAGCCCCGGCCCGGGGACACGGCCCCCGUGCCCGACGCGGGACUGUCCCUCAAGCCCCACCAGGGGCCUGUGCUGCGCUCCAACUCUGUGCCGUAGGCGCCGGUCAGCCCCUCCUCCCCGCCCCGGCCCCCACCCUGUCGCCCGACGCCCCCACCCCUCCCGCCCGUGACUCCCGCAAUGCAAAAAUGUACAAAACGAACCGAGCCCGGGUUUUUCUAUCCCCCCCACCCCGCCAGAAACUGUUCAACCGUGACCUUUGCAUGAAUGAAGAAAACCUUUUGACUCCUUUUUUAAAGCAAAAUUGUUUUCCUCUUCUUUAUCUCGAGUCCUGGGGGCAUUUGCACAUUAUCUUUGUACUCGGCAUUUCACGGGAGUGCGGUAGAUCCGUGGGGUGGGGGGGAGGGGUGGGGAGCGGGAGGGGGGCUUUCCGGACAUCUGAUGCUUACUCAGAAGAAAAACACAGAAGACCAUUUCCCCCACCCUCUAUUGCCACACAACACCCCCUCCCACACACACACACACACACACACACACACACACACACACGCCCACCCCCGGCCCCCACCCCAUUGUAAAAUAAUCAGAAACUUGUUCUAUUUUGUGCCAGUGACAAUAGUUUUAUAUUAAAAGAAAAAAUACAGUUUUCAUACAGCAAAAUCUA
This is a messenger RNA of Ornithorhynchus anatinus (platypus), 3769 nucleotides long. RefSeq names its product PHD finger protein 12 (gene PHF12). The transcript has 16 exons. Bases 103 to 3204 code for a protein of 1033 amino acids. Gene Ontology annotation, cellular component: Sin3-type complex; nucleus. Gene Ontology annotation, molecular function: transcription corepressor activity; protein binding. NCBI's taxonomy places the organism in Eukaryota, Metazoa, Chordata, Mammalia, Monotremata, Ornithorhynchidae. Gene Ontology annotation, biological process: negative regulation of transcription by RNA polymerase II. The record is from RefSeq and is a predicted model, not a curated record.